GCGGUGUUUUGAGUGGAUGUCAUUGAUUCGUAACUGCAUCGUGUGAGGAGCGGUGGUGCAGCGGUUAGCGCUACGAACCCGGUGACCAGAGUUCGAUUCCCGCUCACGGCCAACACGGGUGACGAUUAUUUCAACCGGUCCUGGGCCUCCCCUAGGUCGACUCAGCCUCAAACGCGUAACUGGUGUGCUGUGUGAACAUCGUCACUGGGGUGACAAAGUCGGCCGGGCGUGGUAAAGCUAGUACCAAAUAAAUUAAACUGAAAACUUAAAUUUUAAUCGCAACGGUUCCAAGAGUUACCCUUGCAAAAGUAUGUUGCGAGGAAGUCGUACUUCGACGUUUUUUUAUAAUCGUGAACACCAAGUCGAUUGCCCCUGACAAGAAUGGACAAGCGACUGAUGCGCCAGGCGGAACACAUUUGGGGAGCACUGGAUGAGCUAGCCAUCUCUGACCCCACCGCCUACAAAAAUUUCAUCCAGCACCAGCUGAAAGGAGCUCGCAUCCCUUCCUCCGCAGCCAUACCUGAUCCCCGGCAACCAGCCGUCGAGAAGCUCCGGGCAGUCGCAGCCCCGCGUGGGACAUUUCCAGCAACGAUUCUCACGCGACCGCCUGGCGAAGAAGAGGAGGGCAUCGGCGACGGCGAGGAGGGCUCCCGGUUGGCACUGAAGCUCACCGCUUCGCCCGCAUGUAAGAGGAGGAACAAUGGGAAACUGCUGAUUGAGGAACUGCCCACAUCUCCGCCGGAGAGGCCAGAACCCACGCCAAUUGAUUGCACGGAAGCCGGGCUUGCGAAGGAAAGACUGCAGGUGCAGGAACCCAAGCACACCGUGCAUCUGGAGGAAAGCGAGGACUGUGCUCCUCGAUACAUAGUGACCGUCUCCCUCCCGGAUGUAACCACCAUCAACGACUGCAACCUUGGCAUCAGCUUUGACGACCUGCUACUGGAGGUGCCAGGAAAAUACCGCUUGCACGUGACCUUCUCUCGACCAGUCGUUGACGUCGCUGGGUCCGCCAGGUUCUCGGCCAGAACGCGGACGCUCACCGUGUCGUUGCCUGUUGCCACGACAACAACCACCUGAGAAAUGACCGCCGCUUCCGGCCCAAGCUGCUCAUAUCAGGAAGACAGCGACAGCAUUGCUAGAUGCGCAAAAUUACACAAGUUUGGAAGAAAUAUUCGUAGAUUAUGUAACACUUUCUAACAUGCAAUCAAUUCUCAGAAGUAUACAAUUAGCAGUGCUGUUUAUGCGAGUGAUGCGUUGAAAAGAAAGGGCACACAAAGCAAAAUUGGCAAGCAUAGUCCAGACAGUCAUCCAGCCCACAAUGCACCAGACCGGACAACUAUCUGCCUGCCAAGUAGCGCACACAGUACACAAGCAAUAUUGUCCCACGCCCGACUGCAUAGCCAUAUAUUAGUGAAUUCAAAUCGCAUGCAGCGAAUUUGUUGUCGAAAUAGAUUAGUCACGUAUAUGCCAAAUCGCAUAAACCGAACCUGCAUACAGUGAGAGAAAUCUGUACAGACGCUAAUGUUUAGCUGUCUGGGUAAAAUGUGUUGGCAUAUUCUUGGUUCUUUCGGUAAAGUCACGUAAAUAAAAAGCAAAAAAUUAAAAUAUAAAAAAUAAGAAAAUGUUAAAAUAAUAAAUUGUUAUUAUUUGUAUUUUUUUUCUAUUUAUGUGACUUUACCGAAAGAACCAAGAAUAUGAAUUUGUGCAGUCACGAAAGUAUAAAGUGUAAACCUGUUUGCAUAUUCGAUAAUAUUGGUUCAGACUCCCAGAGGUGUGGGCUAUGUUAUGGUUAAUGAAAAAGGACUGCAUUGAUUACAGUUACGCUGUAUGCAAUUGAGCAACGGCUUGGUCUGUUAGUGCAAUCAUAAAUAUAAUUCAACUCGGAAAGGGACUUCUACAGGAUAUAAUAGACUUGUUAAUGUUACCAUGCAAACACAUUUGGCAGAGCAUGAUUCUCAAUUCAUCACAUUCCAUAUAGAAAAUACUAUUCUGCUCUGUCGACUAACCGCACCAUCUAGAUGCUAGACGAGUCAAUGUUGCUAUUUUCUUGAGUAUCGAAAAUACGGAUUGUGACUAGUUAAUGGGAACUUAAGCACAGUUGUGUAUUUUAAAAAUGUAACAUUUGAACAAAUGCAUUGAGGUUUCAUAUAUAUUUGUAAGCAUUCUAGGAAAUAGUACUCUGGAAUAUGAAGGUCGUUUGCUCUGAAAUAUAAUCGGGUGGCAUGUACGGUAUUGCCACGAUGUUAAUUUCACGGUACGAUUAAUUAAAUAUCACGAUAUGAUGAUUAUC
Molecule: messenger RNA, 2290 nt
Organism: Lethenteron reissneri (Far Eastern brook lamprey)
Lineage: Eukaryota; Metazoa; Chordata; Hyperoartia; Petromyzontiformes; Petromyzontidae
Gene: PIH1D2
Product: PIH1 domain containing 2
Biological process (GO): rRNA processing; box C/D snoRNP assembly
Cellular component (GO): ribonucleoprotein complex; R2TP complex; cytoplasm
Source: RefSeq, a predicted model, not a curated record